UACCCGAUCGGAGAAACCAUAAUUAGCUCGGGUUGAGCCAAUUUCGCUCGUAAGACACAGUCGCGCGUUUUCCGUGCCGGUGAAACGGGAUCCUCUAUCAAGACUACUGCCGUUGAUAUGAAGCCGUCGUUGGUCUUUGCUUUGUUUUGUGUUCAUCUGAGCCUGUGCUGGGCCCAGGCUCCAGGAGAUGAGGAUGCACGAUGUACAACUGAUCAUUCAAAUCCCCCACAAUAUCCUGACAAUGAGACGAAUCUCAUGGACAGUUACAGUUAUGAGAACCUCUUACCUGGAAAUGGAACUGGGAACUCUCCCAUAGCUACUGCAGUCUGGAACGACUUCAGUUUUGAUGGAAAUGAUGUCACUCCUGAAACACUGAGCCCAACUUAUUGGCAGCAAGGAGCUGGAGGAAUAUGUCGAUUUCAGACACGAGUUUGUGGAUGGAGGCAGAAUGGUGUCGUAGUUUCUCAGAAUAACUGGCUCUUUACUCAACACAUCAGUUCAGAUUUUGACUCCAACAUUUACAACUAUGAUGUGACAAUACAUGUAGAGGCAACUUACUCAUUGCAGAGUUGCAGAGAAAGGCAAGGUUGUAGACAAAGAUUCAAUCUUCUCCACUACAUGACUAACUCACAACAGCUCCCCAGUACCAGUGGAAAUGGAUACAUGAAUACCCAAAAUUAUGAAAAUUUUGCAGUACCAGAAGGACCUGUUUCCUCAAGGACAUACACCAAUACCUACAAUUUCACUCUGCCACCAUCUUCCACUGGUUUCUACAUAGCUGUCCAGGACAUUGGGUCAUGUAUAGCUCUAUCAAGACUGAGAGUCUAUCGCAACAACUGCAAGUCUCGUCAGCUUGGACUGGUCCUCUAUCCUGAUGCUCCUGCUCCAGUGUCUGGCUCAGCAAAUAUCGAUAUCAGUUGUGUUGAGAAUGCAGUGGUCUCUGGAAGCUCAGAAGUCACAUGUUUCAGUAAUGGAACAUGGGGUCCUGAGACCCCUGUGUGUCAGUGUAAAUGCGGCUAUGAACCAAAUAGGGGGGCUACAAGGUGCAAUGCCUGUCCAGCUGAUCACUGGUCAGACGGUACAGUGUGCCGGCAGUGUCCUGCCAAUACUAGGACAACCCAGGAAGCUGCUUGUUCCUGUCCCUGUAAAGAUGGCUACUUCAGAAACAAUGAAACUUCAACAGAAAAGAGACAAUAUGAAAGCCCUGUUGAUGAAGAUUUCACCUACGGAUGCACAAAACCUCCUAGUGCUCCAAGUGAUGUGUUACUGCCAGCAACUAACACGAGUAUAACUGUCGAAUGGUCAGCACCAGCAGACCUUGGUGGGAGGACAGCAGAUCUCUACUAUCAGGUGGAAAUCAGUGACCCAGACAACCUGGGGUCAUACAUUGGGACAGUGUAUGUCCCUGGGUCCACGGAAAUGCGCAUUUUCACUGGCCUCAGACCAUGCACAGACUACUGUGUUAGAGUGACGUCUGAGAAUGGAGUCAGCGACCAGGACCCCACUAGUAAAGACAGCAGGACUGCGACACAAUGCAUCAGAACAGAGGAAGGAUGGUUUGGACCUGUCAAAGACCUUCAGUGUUUUGAGCAGGUGGUAGUGUGGGAGCGGCCUGAGACGCCGAGAGAUUGUGAGCUGGACCAGUAUCAAGUGAUCGUCAGGAAGAACGACAUGGAAAUAAAAAGAUUUCGUAGGGAGCAGUCUUUCCUCGUAUUGGAAAAUACCCCAGAGUUACGUGGAGUAUCUGGUACCCUGUUUAUGGAGGUGGUGGCGUUUAAUGAAGCUGGUCCCGGAGAGAGUAUCUGUAAAAUUAGAGCAGACAUGAAUGAAAACGGCGAAACUCAGUGUACAAUUUUCGGCUGUAAUGAGUGUCCAGAGCAGACGAUGACAACGGAGCUUGUCCGCUAUCCAAAGACUACAGUUGAUGAAGGAGGAGAAUGUGUCAAUGUGACUGCAGCCUGUGUGGAGAACGCAGUACCACUCAGCUCCAGUCUGGAGGUGACAUGCUGCUCUGGAGGUGUCUGGCAGGUUAACAAGGAGCUUCGGUGCAAAUGUAUUGACAACUACAAACCCACUGAUGCUGGGACUUGCAUAGAUGCUGCAAAGUGCCCUACCUGUCCUGAGAAUAUUACUGCCAGCGUCACUCAAGACUGCACUGACCUUAUCCUGACCUGGUCGCCAGUUGAUGGUGCUCGGCAGUACUCUGUGCGAAUGCAUGAGAAGGGUGUAUACAUUAUCAACACGACAGUCAACAACAACUUGUACAAAGCCAGUCUAAUCGACAGCAAGAUAAAGGAUAAAACCCUAACUCUUGAGAUUGCUGCAUUGCUUGGUAGUUCCAAUGAAGGUACUCAAAAUAACCAUGCUUCUAUCAGCAUAGACACUAAAGGAGCAGACGCUCCUCACGAGAAUUGCAUUGAUGUCGGUCCCAACGCCAGGGCUGAGUUUGAGACUCAGCUCAUGGACAGCUACGCCCACGAGGUUCUUCUACCAGAGAGCCCUUCCACUACCGGUGCUGCAGUCUGGAGCGAAUUCAGUUUCGAUGGGAACGAUGAUCCGAUGAAUGAUAAGCCUUCCUGGGAGCCGAUAACAGGGACCUCAGAAUGCAGGCGGAAUGUUCAGGUGUGUGGCUGGAAUAGAGAAGGAGAUAGACAGGAUAACUGGCUAUUCACCCAACACAUCAGUCAGGGAGAUUUCGAUCCAAACACCUUCAGCUACCCCGUGGAGAUUCACGUAGAUAUCAAUUUUGGAGUAGCAAACUGCAAAGGUCUGGAUGAGUUUGGGGGAGGCUGUAAUCGUAGGUUUGACCUAUACAAGUAUGAAACUAAUACAAGUCAGCCUUCGAGCACUGAAGGAGAAGGAUUCAUGAACCGCCAAAACUAUGAAAGUUUUGCUGUGGAAAACACUCCUGGAAGAGGCCCAAGAACAACUAUGAAAAACUCUACAUUUACUCUGCCACCAUCUUCCACUGGUUUCUACAUAGCUGUCCAGGACACUGGGUCGUGUUUAACUAUCUUAAGAAUGAGAGUCUAUCACAACAACUGCAAGUCUCGUCAGGAUAGACUGGUCCUCUAUCCUGAUGCUCCUGCUCCAGUGUCUGGCUCAACAAAUAUUAGUAUCAGUUGUGUUGAGAAUGCAGUGGUCUCUAGAAGCUCAGAAGUCACAUGUUUCAGUAAUGGAACAUGGGGUUCUCAGAAUCCUGUGUGUCGGUGUAGACCUGGAUAUGUCACAAAUACAACUGCAUGCAAUGCAUGUCCAGCUGGUCAAUUCAGGUCAGAAGAACAUGCAGAGUGCCAGGAUUGUCCUGCCAACACUGUGAGUCCUCGGGGAGCUGCCGCAGUGUGCCUCUGCUCUGAUGGCUACUUCAGAAACACCGAGACCCACACUCACCCCAAAGCUCUCAGGUUUGUUGAAGAAGCGACUGAAACGGCCAGUAACGACUGUACGAAACCUCCGGGUCCUCCACACAGCCUUUCACUGAGUCCCCAACAGAGCAGUAUAACUGCCAGAUGGUCAGAUCCAGCAGACCUUGGUGGGAGGAGAGAUCUCUACUAUCAGUUGGAAAUCAGUGACCCAGACAACCUGGGGUCAUAUACUGGGACAGUAUUCCUCAGUGGAAGUACCACCAGUAGGACAAUCUCUGACCUAAGACCACACACUCAGUACUGUGUCAGAGUGACAGCCCACAAUGGAGUCAGUGAUCAGGACCCCGGGAAAAGCGAGCUCAGAACAACAACACAAUGUGGAGAUACACUGGAAAGUGAGCCAGGACCAGUGAGCAACCUGAUCAGUAUCUACCCAAUUGUGCUAUGGCAAAAGCCGCUGAGACCCAAUGGAGUCAUUCUACUCUACGAGCUGACAUUAACCAGAAAUGGAUCGACCAAAACUCCCACCACAAACGCUCUGCAGACAUUCUUUGCUGCAAAUGAAGAGUCGUUGCCAGAGGGCCCUGGAAGCUUCACAGUCCAAGUGAGGGCCAUAAACAGUGCAGGAAGCGGAGAGAGCCUGUGCCAACUGACAGUCAAUCCAGACAUCUGCUCCGCAGAACCACAGAGGUGCACGGUGUGUGAAGAGAAGACAGUGGGCCUCGUACGCUACCCCGCCACAGCUGCUCCCCAGGGGGAGGGGUCUGUUGCCAAGCGGGUCACAGCUGAGUGUGUGGAGAAUGCAGUACCACUGGGCCCCAGUCUGGAGGUGACGUGUUCUUCGGAUGGAGUCUGGGGCGGCGAGGAGCCUCAGUGUGAAUGUAUCGACUACUACAUUGAGAAAGCCAGUGCUUGUACAGCUCCUACCGAUGAGCCCCCAAGUGCUCCACCAACACAGUCAACCAACAACACUACCACCAACAACUGCCCUGAAGUGGGAGGCACAGGAGGUCUCUCCAAGACAACCACCACCAGCUGUGAUUUUCCUCUUGCUGCUGUUCUGAUCACGUUUGCUGCGACUGCCACAGGGAUGGGACUCUUAGCAACUGUCGUCCUCAUACUGGUGGUGGUGGGCUUUAAAAGGAAACUCAGGACCACCGCUACUAGCAGUAACGAGUAUUCCUUGGCACCAGUUAAAACAGGGUUGUAGUUUUCCAUGCAUUUUUUUACUUGUUUGUAUUUUUAAUCACAAUACAACUGACAUUAGCGAGCCAGCAUUGAGAAUAAAUGUUACUCGUUGUAAAAAAUAACACAAAUUUCAUUACACGACAUAAAUUUGUAGAUAAAAACAGACUUUAACUUCUGUAUAUACAGACAACAUGAGAGUAUCUAUAAUUACAUAUACCUCAGUAAUCCCACUUGCUCUGCAAGUGUUUCUUGACUCUUAUCUUGUAGGUCUUCAUUUUGUGUUUGUGACACACGCAGGCUAUAGCGCACGAGAACCCGCCUGAGAGAAACCCGACUAUGAGCGAGAAAGCCACGGCGCUGCCCGCCAUGUGGUAGGCACAGCGCUCUAGGUCGGAUUGGGAGCGUUCCUGCUCCGUCUCAACUGAUGGGUCCUCAGUGCUAGCCGAUGGUUUAUCAGUGGUUGGGGAAGUGGUUGCAGUGGGCCCAGUGGUUGGGGAAGUGGUUGCAGUGGGCCCAGUGGUCGGGGUAGUUU
This is a messenger RNA of Geodia barretti, 5085 nucleotides long. The record is from the annotation of a GenBank genome assembly. NCBI's taxonomy places the organism in Eukaryota, Metazoa, Porifera, Demospongiae, Tetractinellida, Geodiidae.